AUGGGUCAGCUAAAACUGAAGUGCUGGAUCUUCGGGAAAGGUUCUUUUAAAAGAUAUAUAACUCACACCUGCCCGUUGAAGCAGCGUGACAUCUUGGUGCUUUUUGUAGUGAAGAAGCUGUGCGAAGAUAACUACACAACGACGACGACGGCGACGACGAUGAAGUACCUGAUUUCGAUGUUGGGUCUGGGGCUGCUGCUCGUAUUCGUGACCAGUGUGGCGGAGAGCAGUUUGCGCAACAGUUUGGCCAACUCGACCGACCUUAUCGGGGGUGGUGGCGGUGCUAACACGCUGCAAAAGAACGAUUCGUGCUUGAUUCUGUGUAACUACUGCGGCUGCGACGGGAGCUUCGUGGGCGACGACUGUGUUUGCGAUUGUGGCAUCGAUGGUGAGGAACAUAUCAAAUGCUUGGAGAAGCUAGAGUCUGCUGAACAAGAGGUUGACUUUGAGACGUUCGAGGAUGAGAUGAGUUUCAUUGCGACUCAGUCUGGAAUGCUGGGGCGUCGUUUGCGACGGGAAGUGGACGACAGGAUGGAACGGGUGGGACCCGGUCGGAAGCUGAACCGUAAGAACAAGCGGAAGAAGGUCAACCGGCAGCAGCGUGGACGUGGACGACGAUUUCUGCAGAUGUUAACCAGUGGACCGAAUAAGAAUAAGGAAUAA
Messenger RNA from Aedes albopictus (Asian tiger mosquito), 663 nucleotides. RefSeq lists its product as uncharacterized. The transcript has 2 exons. The record is from RefSeq and is a predicted model, not a curated record. The coding region runs from base 1 to 663 and encodes 220 amino acids. NCBI's taxonomy places the organism in Eukaryota, Metazoa, Arthropoda, Insecta, Diptera, Culicidae.